GUGGUUGGUGUGGGGGAGGAUAGCGGCUACCAGCCAGAUAAACACACAGCAUUGGUUUGCAGAGCAGGAGUUAACAUGGCGGCACAGUUAGCCAGCAGAAAUGUUGUUUUACUACUGCGAAGGUCAGAGCUACUCGGGAUAAACGGAAUUUAACCAGCAGGACUCAGCCAGAACUAUCAAACACAGAGAGAAGAGGAGGAUGUCUGAAAGUUUCCCAUCAUUGUCAUCUUGCAACAAUGGCCUGAGGGCCUCUCUGGACUAAAGCCAAGACACUGAUAUGCAUUGAUCAUGAGUGGAGUUGGUGAAAACUCAUCUGACCCUGCCAGGGCAGAGUCAAGAAAACGCAAAGAAUGUUCUGUUGACCUCAUAGGUCCCAGUCCCAAGCGGAGCAAUGAGAAGCGCAAUCGUGAGCAUGAGAACAAGUACAUCGAAGAGCUCGCCGAGCUGAUCUUUGCCAACUUCAACGAUAUCGACAAUUUCAAUGUCAAGCCAGACAAAUGUGCAAUCCUGAAGGAAACUGUGAAACAAAUCCGACAAAUAAAAGAGCAAGAAAAAGCUGCUGCAGCAAAUGAAGAAGAAGUGCAAAAGGCGGACGUCUCAUCAACAGGCCAAAGUGUAAUCGACAAAGAUGCCCUGGGACCAAUGAUGCUGGAGGCUCUGGAUGGCUUCUUCUUUGUGGUGAACAUGGAGGGCAACAUCGUGUUUGUGUCUGAGAAUGUGACCCAGUAUCUGCGCUACAACCAGGAGGAGCUGAUGAACACCAGUGUCUACAGCGUGCUGCAUGUCGGGGAUCACGCCGAGUUCAUCAAGAACCUGCUGCCUAAAUCCCUCGUGAAUGGCGUCCCGUGGUCGAGUGAAGGUCCAAGGAGGAACAGCCACACAUUCAACUGCAGAAUGCUGGUCAACCCGCGCAGCGAGAGUCAGGACGAGACGCACGAGCAUGAACCCCAACAGCAGAAAUAUGAAACCAUGCAGUGUUUUGCAGUUUCAGAACCCAAGUCCAUCAAGGAGGAGGGAGACGACUUCCAGUCUUGCCUGAUCUGCGUAGCUCGAAGGGUGCCCACAAAAGAGCGGCCGUUGCCUCCCACGCACGAGAGCUUCACGACACGCCAGGACCUGCAAGGUAAGAUAACAUCCUUGGAUACUAGUCUGCUGAGAGCAUCAAUGAAGCCCGGCUGGGAAGAUCUGGUUCGGCGCUGCAUUCAGAAGUUUCACCUCCAGAGCGACGGAGAGAUGUCCUUUGCAAAGAGACACCAGCAGGAAGUGCUUCGCCACGGCCAAGCGUUCAGUCCCAUUUAUCGGUUCUCGCUCUCGGAUGGAACCAUGGUCUCGGCCCACACCAAGAGCAAACUGAUGCGCUCCCCCGGCACCAACGAGCCUCAGCUCUACAUGUCCCUGCACAUCCUGCAGAGGGAGCCGGCAGUUUGUGGAAUGGGUCAGGACAUGGGGCCUGGCAUGCAGGCCACUGGGAUGGCUCCAAAGCCAAUGAACUCCUCCACUCCCUCCAUGACUCCACCAACCCCAGGCAGUUUGCCAGGUUUGGGGCCUCAGGGCCAAGACACUACUAUCAGCAGCAACAGCACGCCUUUCUCCCCUCCGGGCCCAGCUGGUCCCAGAGAACCGGCCGCCAUGGGGGGUCAUAUGCAGAGUUACCGCUUUGGCUGUCCACUUCCACACAACCACACUGGAGGCAUGCAACCGCCACAGCAGGGCCCCAACUGGAGGAUGAACAGCCCCUCUCGGGCCAGCCCCAGCCCGGCUGGGGGACCACAUCCACCUCAGCAGAACUCUAUGCUGUCGCCCCGGCACCGGGGAAGUCCUGGGGGGGCCAGCAGCCCUCGCGUAGCAGGAGGCCUGCACUCGCCCUCACCGGUGGGAAUGUGUGGAGGUGCAGGUAAUGGCACGAAUAGCGCCCAUCCGAACAGCUACACCAGCAGCUCUCUGUCAGCUCUGCAGGCCCUGAGCGAGUGUCACGGGGUGGGCCAUGGACACGUGCCCCCUCACGCUCACACAUUAGGCUCUCCCGACAGGAAAAUUGGCUCCCCUUCUGGGGUUACACCGGGGUCGGGGGUCAACACACAUAUGAUGUCAAAACUUGGAGGUUCUACUAGCUCUUCAGGAGAAUUUGGACCUUUUCCAGACGGAAGUCAGGGUCCUCAGGCUCAGACUGACGGCAGUCAAACCGAUCCCAAGGAUGAGAGUCACAUACAAGAAAACAAGUGUCAUACAAAGUUACUGCAACUACUUACCACCAAGCCAGAACCUCUGGAGACACCCUUGUCCCCUGGUGCAGACGGGGAGUGCAAGGACCAGGCUGGUUCAGGGGUUCGGGCUGGCCACACAGGAGGUAGUACUCAUGCCACAUCCCUCAAAGAAAAACACAAAAUCCUCCACCAACUGCUUCAGAAUAGUACAUCUCCUGUAGAUCUUGCCAAACUCACAGCCAAGGCUACAGGGAAAGAACUGGGCCAAGACACAACUCAGAGUGCUGGCAGCACAGCUUCAGGGGCGGAAAUCACUCCUAAGCAGGAACCAUUGAGCCCCAAGAAGAAAGACAAUGCAUUGUUGCGCUAUCUACUGGACAAAGACGACACUGUAAUGAAGGAUAAAGUUCCCAAGCUGGAGCCAGGGGAGGUGAAAAUUGAAGAUUGCAAACAGCCACAGGUCAAGAUAGAGAAACAAGACGCAGGAUACGACCGCGCUGAGCAGCCUUCAGAGCUUGAUGACAUCCUGAACGCUCUCCAGAACACUCAGCCGCAGCUCUUUGUCGAGUCGCGUCCCGUUUCCCUGCCCAGCCCCAUGGACAAGCAGAACAUCAUCAACGACAUCCUGCAGAUGUCCGACAACAAUCCCUCCAUGGCACCGCAGCAGCAACACAGAUGCCUCGGACCUGGCAUGGGCCCCUCUAACUUCCGACCAGGCCAGCCAGGCAGGGGACUUCCUGUCAGGAGCGUCUCUGUAGAACUGAAUGUGUCUCCUCAGCAGCCUUCAUUACAGUAUCCCAUAAGGACAACAAGCCCAUACACCCUUAUGCAGCAGCAGCAGCAGCAGCAAGGCAUGAUGGGAGGUCAAGGCAUGAUGGCUAACCAAGCUGGUAUGGUCAGUGGAGGAAUGAUGGGUGUGAGCGGUCCACAGCCGGGCAUGCAGCAGCAGGAGAGCUGGGGGGGCUCAGCCUCCGCGCCUCCGCUGGGAGCGCCCGGACAGCAGAGCGCCAUGCAGGGCAGGAUGGGUCCCGGCAGUGCUCCCAUGAGGCCGAGCAGUCAACCGGGGCCUCGACCGAUAAUGCAGUCUGCAAUGAUGGCUGGGGCUCAACCUGAUCUGGACAUUGGUAUGGUUGGUCCCCAUUUCUCACAACAACAAGCUCCACCCAACCAGACCGCCCCUUGGCCAGAAAGCAUGAUACCCAUCGACCAGACAUCGUUCAUAAACCAGAACAGGCCUGCACCCCAGGAGGACUUGCUGCCGACUGCAGGUGACGGCAGCACAGUGGAUGAGGGGGCGUUGAUGUCGCAGCUCUACACUGCGCUGAAGGACUUUGAUGGUCUGGAGGAGAUCGACCGCGCUCUCGGGAUCCCCGCUUUGGUAGAACAGAGCCAGUCCCUGGAGCCGGACCACUUCCAGCAGGACCCGUCUCUGAUGAUGGACCAGAAGCCUCCGAUGUACGCUCACAUCGGCCCGCCUUCAGCUCACAUGGCUCAGAGGGGCUACGCCGGUACGCCCAUGCAAGAGCCCGGCUUUCACCCCAUGCCUGGCCAGAUGGGUCCUCGGCCUGGUUACCCAAUAAUGAGAAUGCAGCCCCGACCUGGAAUCAGGGCCCCCGGGCUCGUUCCCAACCAGCCCAACACACUACGACUGCAGCUGCAGCACCGGCUCCAGUCCCAGCAGAACCGGCAGCCGAUGAUGACUCAGAUGAGUAGCGUGUCAAACGUGAACCUACCUCCUAGAGCCAACGCUCCAAACCAGGGAACCAUCAAUGCUCAGAUGGUGGCACAACGCCAGCGGGAGAUGCUUAGCAACCACCUGCGGCAGAAGCAGCAGCAGCAGGUGCAGCAGGCCCAGCAGCAGCGGAGCAUGGCCCUGAGGGCCCAGGGCCUCAGCAUGGCCCCCAACAUGACCGCCAGGAAUCCUCAGGCAGGGCCGCAGCAGUUCCCCUACCCGCCCAACUACGGUACCAGUACAGGCCUGGCCUCGUCACCUCCCCCCACCAGCCCCUUCUCCUCCCCUCUGUCCCCCAGCUUGCCCUCUCUCCCUCCCGGCUCUCAGCUCCACAUGCAUGGCACCUCCUCCUCCUCCACCUCCUCCUCCUCACAGAUGAUGAUGGGCGGACAGUACGGGGCCGUACUCAGCCCCCAAAUGCAGCACAGUGCCUUUCAGUUUUCCAACUCAGGUAUGAGCCAACAGGCAGAUGGGAGUUUUGGAGGUCCUGGAACCCCGCAGAGCCCCCUGAUUUCUCCUCGCAUGGCCCACACGCAGUCCCCGAUGAUGCAGCAAACCCAGCAAAACACCGCUUUCCAGGGCUCCCCGGACAUGAACGGCUGGCCACAGGGCAACAUGGGAGCCAACAGCAUGUUCUCACAGCAGCAGGCAUCGCCGCAGUUCAGCCAGCAGAACAACAUCUACAAUGGCAAUGGCAUGAGCCUCAACAGUGUCCCCAUGACGACCAACAUGGCAACCAGCAGUAUGAGCAGCAUGGGCCAGAUCGCUGGUCAAAUGAGCUCCUCAUCCAUGCGGUCAGGGCCGUCGCCCGGCCUGCCUCCCAUUGGGCAGGAGCAGAAAUACUGUUGACCCUCGUGAAGCCUCCUAACCUGAACCUCAGUGAUCCGCUGGUACACGGGGCGUGUCGGCCCUUUAAGAAUCAAGACACUCAAAAAGCGGCUGCCCCUUGGACCAGCCAGGCUGCGCCCUGACCUCUUGCACCCCCUCAUCCCGGCCCAGGUUGUAGCCUGUCCGGCUGGGCCUCAGACAGACACAGGAGUGUGCAGAAGGCCAAAGGAUCUUCGUCCUACACCCUCCUGGAGGAGACCCGUCUGCCUGAAAGCUGCAUUCACCACAGUGUGACUUAUGCCGGCCCCCUGGUGGUUCACUGACUUUGGAGGGGGCGGCGGCGGUGGGUGUGGAAUCGUAUUCUGAUGAAUGUAUCCCUUUCAAUAGACAGCAGACAUUACCGAUCUCAUCUCAAGAAUGCCGUACACCGAUCCUCCUCCUUCACGCAUUCAUUCACCAUCGCGUCAGCCGGCCCACAGCGGCAGCAGAGACUCCUCAUUCGGACAUUUUUGGAAGGAGUUCCAACUCGUUACCGGUUUUGCCUUUUUGGUUUUGCUGUUCUUUAUCUUACAGUUGUUCUUUUACUUGUUUAUUUUUUUUUCCUGUUGUGAAACGUCAGACGUGAAGUGAAGGUUUGCUGGGAAAAACUGAUCCUGACAAACACUGCAGAACGGUCUGAGUGAAAUUCUAUGGUUAGAAUAAUUUAGUUAAGAGGUUUAUAUAGUUUAUUAAAUUAAGUUUUAUUUUCUGUAUAGAUUAAUUUUAACUAUUGUAGAUGAUUCUUUAUUCUAGUAGCCAGAAGAGUAUUUCUCAAAGUGUGAAAGAGGCACUUUUCUCAUGUUGAAAAUAACUGUUAUAUUCUAAGAUUCUUCUAUUAACCUGAAUGACAGAUGAAACUCUGGUUGCGAAAUUUCAGAAGAUGUCGAUAUCAAAUGUGGUUUCAUGAAUUGCAGAGAUUGUACAUACCGAUAAGUAAAACCAUUUUCUUCUUAUUUAUUUGACUUCUUAGGGGUUUCCGUUCUCCUAGCCUGGUCACAGCUGCCUCUGGAAGUGGGCGGCGGCGUUCUUGUCCGUUUUCAGGAACGUUCUGGUACGAGGGUGGGGCGGGGUGUGCUGUGUAUACAGUGUACAUAUUAUCGCUUGCUUCUCUGCCUUUAGUAUAGCACACACACAAAAAAAGAAAGAGUCGACACAGCCAUAUGGUAACUCAAAAAAAAAAAGUUUAAAAAGCGAGCUAUGUUUUCUGAAGUGAGAAGCGCUUCAUACAAGCUGCUAGGUGCAAACUGUUCUGGUGUUAUGUAAACGAGCAAUAACAACUUCAGAAUUUUUUUUUUUGUUUUUCUAAUUUUUUGUACAGUGUUCUGACUAAAAAGAGGACACGUUUGUUCUGCUUUUGGAUGCAGUAUUAAAACACAGUUUUCUAUGGCAGUUUGUACCAAGGAAAUCCACAUGCAGCGUUCCUAAUAGAUUAUGCAGAUCUGGGGGGGGGGAGGUAGUUCAUCCCUUCCCCCUCCCCUUUUGUUCCAGCCAUCUUUCUAUUGGAGAGGUCACAGAGUUGGGACUGCACACUUCACAGGACCUGCUCUUACAGCCAUGUUUUCUGACCUCAGGCGUAUCCUAAUCGGUGAUGGCGAGCCGCUCUUGUGGUUCAACCGCCACAAGAUCCAAAGCGAGUCGAUCUCCCUAACCUCAGAGGCAGGAAAAACAAACAAAAAAACUUUUUAUAUACACUAUUUUAACCCAGGAAGAACUUUGAGCAAGCCAAAUAAUUCUCACCUUUCAAUUGGAUUUUUUACUUUUCCUCAGCUCUUGGUUAGCAAGCCCAUCCAAAUCCAUGAAAGUCACGAUCCGGUUACAAGUAGAGAAACAAUCUGAAUGUACGGUCGUUAAAGUUAUACCGAUGUGGUACUUUCCUCAGUGAUCUUCAUCUAUGCCAGAGGAAAUUUGAAGUCUUCAUCAUCAAUUUCCUGCAAGUGUUUUGUUGAGGCUCUGCAAGACACGUUUUUAAAAUUCUACUUUUCUUUAUUCCAACCGUCGCUGUUUUGAUUGUAAGAAACAGUCGUGCAGAAUAAAACCUUUCUAGCUCAAAAUGAUUUUUAAAGAAGGGAUUCUCAGCCCAUUGCAAAAUUUCCAAAGAUUUUCAGUGUUUAAUAUGACUAAAAGCCAUGUGGUAGCAUCCUUUUAUUUUUAUUUAUAAUGGCAAAAGAUGCAAAAAUAUAUCUUUUUGUCCUUAUUACAUAAAAAGGAAAUCUAGACUUUUGGACCCAGUAAACAAAAGUAUUGUUUAUUUUCCUCCUUAAUUUAUGUCUUUAGAGUUCUUUAAGCGCCCUUUUGUAAUGUCUGCCAGUUUUUUUAGAGCUAUGAUGCAACUUUAAAUGCUAAAAAACCAGAGCAUAAUGCCUUAGAUUUCAUCCGCUUCUGUUCCUGUACAUUACACUGCUGUCUGUGAAUCCUGUAUUAUAUUGAAUGGAUGCAACAUUCUUUUACUCUUUUCUCAGCUGCUAGAAACUGAGUCGCAGCUUCGGGUGACCCCUCCCCCCCAUGUACCCCCCCCCCCCCCUCACUGAUGAUGUAUGGAAACCAUAUGUAGGGAAGCUGAAGCAAUAUGUAAUAUAUUGUAGGGACUUUGUGCCGUUUUCACCUUCUCUUUCUUUUUGGGCUUCGUUCACAGGAGUGGCAGUGCGUUCUCUCAUGGGUCUUUGUGGAUGUGUGUGCGUGCAUGUGUGACUGUUUUAUGCAAAAUUAGACAUUUGUGAGAAUUUAAAAACCCCAGUUAUGCAAGUUGUGACCUAAUAUGGCUUUGCUGAUGCUUUUUGCCUUGUAAAUAAAGAAUUCUGUUAUUGCA
Messenger RNA from Oryzias latipes (Japanese medaka), 7609 nucleotides. RefSeq names its product nuclear receptor coactivator 2 (gene ncoa2). Gene Ontology annotation, cellular component: nucleus. NCBI's taxonomy places the organism in Eukaryota, Metazoa, Chordata, Actinopteri, Beloniformes, Adrianichthyidae. Gene Ontology annotation, biological process: positive regulation of transcription by RNA polymerase II; cellular response to hormone stimulus. The record is from RefSeq and is a predicted model, not a curated record. Gene Ontology annotation, molecular function: protein dimerization activity; nuclear receptor binding.